Messenger RNA from Drosophila willistoni, 2422 nucleotides. RefSeq names its product H(+)/Cl(-) exchange transporter 7 (gene ClC-b). The transcript has 9 exons. Bases 66 to 2360 code for a protein of 764 amino acids. Gene Ontology annotation, biological process: chloride transport; transmembrane transport. Lineage: Eukaryota; Metazoa; Arthropoda; Insecta; Diptera; Drosophilidae. Gene Ontology annotation, cellular component: lysosomal membrane; intracellular membrane-bounded organelle. Gene Ontology annotation, molecular function: voltage-gated chloride channel activity. The record is from RefSeq and is a predicted model, not a curated record.
UGUAUAUUACAUUUUGUAGAUUUGUACUUUACGUUUUCUAUGGAACUAUUUGAUUCAAUUUUAUAAUGACUGACAGGGAAAGUUUAUUGAACAUUAGCAAAGAAGCCUCGGAAGAUGAUGGGGCUAUUGGAGUAAUAUCAGGUAUGCCAACUGACGAGACUGGCCUCCUGACAAAUAAUACCAAUUCUAAUGACAAUAACCAGACGGAGCCGAUAUUCUAUGUAAGGUCACGGACCACUGCUGUAUCCAGACCCAACUAUGAGAGUUUGGACUAUGAAGUAUGCGAAAAUGCCCUUUUUCAUGACGAAGAGCGGAAACGACUGCAAGAGCGCUUUUCUAUACGCAAGGAUGUUAUUCGUUGGAUCAUAUUCAUACAAAUAGGCAUUAUAACAGCAUUAAUUGCCUGUACCAUUGAUAUUAUCAUUGAAGAGUUAUCCGAAUUCAAAUACAAAUUCCUUAAAAAUGCUGUGGACAACAAUGUACCUAUGACUGAUGAUAGUGAUAGAGAUCUUGCGAUUCCAUUUCUCUAUUGGAUUUUAUUGUCUAUUGUGCCAGUGUCUGUUGGAGCUGCUCUCGUGACGUAUAUCGAACCCAUCACCGCUGGUAGUGGCAUACCCCAAGUAAAGAGUUAUUUAAAUGGUGUUCAAAUUCCACGGAUAGUACGUAUUAAAACCCUAGCUGUCAAAGCCGCUGGCGUUAUCACCUCUGUCGUCGGAGGUCUAGCUGGUGGCAAAGAGGGUCCAAUGAUUCAUGCCGGAGCUGUCGUAGCAGCUGGUAUAUCCCAAGGCAAGAGCACUACAUUUGUUAAAGAUUUCCGCAUAUUUAAAGCUUUUCGAGAUGAUCACGAAAAGCGAGACUUUGUGUUGGGAGGGGGUGCCGCUGGUGUUACAGCUGCUUUCGGAGCCCCAAUCGGUGGCAUGCUUUUUUCACUGGAAGAGGCGGCUAGUUUCUGGAAUCAGAAUCUUAUUUGGCGCACAUUGGUAGCAUCAAUUAUUAGUUCUUUCACGCUAAAUAUUGUUUUGUCUACAUAUCACGGGCUUGACGGUUUUACAUUCACGGGUCUUUUCAAUUUGGGGAAAUUCGAUCAGCCACUCACUUUUGAAUACUUUGAGCUGCCAAUUUUUAUGCUUCUGGGCAUUGCCGGAGGUUUGCUGGGAGCAACUUGGAAUUUUAUGAAUACAAGAAUCAAUAAAUUUCGAAAACGAUACAUACCCUGGAAGAUUGGCAAAGUGCUAGAAGCUGUUCUUAUUGCAAUGGUUGGCGUCACAUUGGCCAGUGCAAUGAUGUUUUUCAUAAGCGACUGCCGACCCUUGGGCAAUGACCCCACCAUUCAUCCUGUGCAGCUAUUUUGUAAGGAUAAUGAAUACAAUGCAGUUGCUGCGCUUUGGUUCCAGACACCAGAGGCAACGGUUAGAUCGCUAUUUCACGACCCUCCUGGAUCGCAUCAAAUCCUCACGCUAGCCAUGUUUACACUUAUCUAUUACGUUCUUUCCUGCGCAACCUUUGGACUGAAUGUCUCCUUGGGUGUUUUUAUUCCCACAGCACUAGUUGGUGCUGCUUGGGGCCGAUUAGUCGCAAUGCUCUUAUUCUAUUUGUUUCCCGAAACAAACUUUCUCCAUCCCGGAAAAUAUGCGCUUAUUGGAGCUGCUGCUAAUUUGGGUGGAGUUCUACGAAUGACAAUUAGUUUAUCAGUCAUCUUAAUGGAAACAACUGGUGUUGAGACCUCAUUCUUUUUUCCCCUCAUCAUUGCCUUGAUCACCGCCAAAUGGGUGGGGGACUCUUUCAACGAAGGCAUAUAUGAUACACAAAUCGAGGUUAACCAUGUUCCCAUUUUACCAUGGGAGCCCAUUCCACAAUUUAAAGGGCUGAAAGCCCGGGAUAUAAUGAGUAAGCCUGUUAUCUGUAUAAAACUUCAGGACAAGGCCCACUAUAUCUAUAAGGUUUUAAAUGGUUGCAAUCACAACGGAUUUCCUGUGGUGGACAAUGUGCAAAAUAAUCUUCGCUCUAAAGGCCGCGUGUGUGGUAUUAUUUUACGCUCCCAGUUAAUUGUAAUCUUGUUAAAAUCCCUGUAUGUGGAAAAUAAACGUUUUUGGGUACCAGAAACAUCCAUUCAAACAUUUCGAGAUGUAUAUCCAAGAUAUCCGUCAAUCGAAAGUGUUCGCCAACUGGACAAUAAAGAGAAUUAUACCGUAGAUCUAUCGAUGUUCAUGAACCCAUCGCCGAUACGCGUUAACACGCACGAUUCAGUGCCAAAGAUAUUUCAAACCUUUCGUGCAUUGGGUCUACGACACAUGCUAGCCAUUACCAAUGAGAACCGCAUAGCUGGCAUUAUAACACGAAGAGAUUUCAUCUAUAAAUAAACACAACUGUCAUUUUUAAAUUAUUUUUAUCGAAUAUGGAAUAAACUUGGUUUUUGCCAGAA